UACAGGACUGCUGCCUGUUGGGCCUAGAAGUUCCUUCCCCUGUCAUCUUCCUUUGGGCUCUAAGGAUUUCACUUUCAUUUCCAAGCCAGCAGCUCAGGAGGAACUACGCAGACCCAGCACUUGUUUGGUGAGGAAAUGCUGCCGACGCCUGCCCUGGCUGUUCUUCACCACUUAAAUCGGGAGUCAAGACUUCUCUGCUGGGGCCUACAGCCAUCUAGGAACUUUUAAGCAAGAAGAGCCUCAGGAGCAAAUAGAGGAAGAGCCAAGGAAGACGUACUAUGGCUUUAAAAAUCUUGAACAUACAGGAUGAGGUAUCCUGUCCCAUCUGCCUGGAGCUUUUGACAGAAUCCCAGAGUCUAGACUGUGGUCACAGCUUCGGUCAAGGCUGCAUCGCUGUGAAUAAUAAGGAGGCAGAGAUCAGCCCCAGAGGGGAAAGCAGCUCUCCUGUGUGUGGUGUCAGAUACUCACUCGGUAACCUAUGGCAUAAUCAGCAUCUGGUCAACAUAGUGGAGAGAAUCAGAAUGUUUAAGUUGAACUCAGAAAAGUUGCUGAAGAGAGACCUCUGUGUGCGCCAUGAAAAGAAGCUCCUGCUCUUCUGUAAGGAGGAUAGAAAGGUCAUUUGUUGGCUUUGUGAGCGGUCUCAGGAGCACCGGGGACACCAAACAUUCCUCGUGGAGGAAGUAGUCAAGGAGUAUCAGGAGAAUCUCCAGGCAGCUGUGGCGAGGCUGAGGAAAGAGCAGCAGAAAGCUGAGAAGUUGGAAACUGAUAUCAAAGGAGAGAGGACUUCCUGGAAGUACCAGAUACAGACUGAGAGACAAAGAAUUAGAACAGAAUUCAAUCAACUUAGAAGCAUUUUGGACAGUGAAGAGCAGAGAGUUCUGCAAAAAUUAGAAGAAGAGGAAAAGAGGAUACUGGAUAACUUGGCUGAGGGUGAGGCUGAGCUGGCUCAGCAGAACCAGUUGGUGGAAGAGCUCAUUUCAGAUCUGGAGCAUCGCAGUAAAUGGUCAACAGUGGACAUGUUGCAGGACAUGAGUGGAAUCAUGAAAUGGAGUGAGAUCUGGACACUGAAGAAGCCAAAAACUGUUUCCAAAAGACUGAAGAGUAUAUUCCAUGCUCCAGAUCUGAGCACAAUGCUGCGCAUGUGUAGAGAGCUAACGCAAGUCCAGUGCUACUGGGUGGACAUCACACUGAACCCAAGCAACUUAAAUCUAAGCCUUGUCCUUUCAGAAGACCAGAGACAAGUGAUGUCUGUGCCAAUUUGGCCUGUUAAGCUUAGUAAUUAUGGUAUCUUGGGCUCCCAAUAUUUCUCCUCAGGGAAACACUACUGGGAAAUAGACGUGUCCAAGAAGACUGCCUGGAUCUUGGGGGUAUACUCUAGAAAACGUUUCCAUAAUACAAAUCUUGGUGUUAGACGAGGCACAGAUAAUCAAAAUGUUUACUCUAGAUACAGACCUCAAUGUGGCUACUGGGUCAUUGGGUUACAGAAUAAAUUUGAGUAUAAGGCCUUUGAGGAGUCAUCUACAUCUCUUCCCAUGGUCUUGACUAUUUCCAUGGCUGUUCCUCCCCAUCGUAUUGGGGUUUUCCUAGACUAUGAAGCCGGGAUUUUAUCAUUUCUUAAUGUCACAAACCACGGGUCACUCAUCUACAAAUUUUCUAAAUGUUGCUUUUCUCACACUGUGUAUCCAUACUUCAAUCCUUGGAACUGCCCCGGGCCUAUCACCCUGUGCCCACCACGCUCCUGAACCUUCUUGAUUCCUCAUCCACUUAUAUGUAGCACCCCUUGUGCUCAUCUGCACCUGAGUUUAUGUUCACCAUUCUGAACACCUCUUCCUUCCUUUCUCCUUCUUUUAUGUUAGAAUGUCAUAGAAUUGUGCAAUGCUUUUCUCCAUAUACUGAACAUACAACUUUUACCCUUUUGUUCCUCAUUUAAUUCAGGUAUCUUUAUAGUUUUGUUAUCAUUGUAUUUUAUUGAUUAUUCUGUGGGGUUAAGCCUGUGUUAAGCCUUGAUUAUUUUUUCUUAGAUUAUUGAGGCUCUGUUCAUUAUUUUCCUAUUGGAUAAUUUGCAUUAAUCUACUUUUAAGUUCACUCAGUCUUUCUUUUGUGAUUCUAAAUUUCUCUUAAGCCAGUCCAGGAUUACUUUUUUGAGUGAUUGAAGCUUUUAGUUUUAGUAUUUCUAUUAAUAAAACUAUUUCUAUUUGUCUUUUGGAAUUUCCUAUUUGAUGAUUAUUAUAAGCAUGUUUUCUUUAAUAGGCUUUACCCUAGUUAUGAUAGUUACGGUGAAGUGCUUAUCUUCCUUGUUGUAAGUCCUGUUUUAAAUGCAGUAUCUGCAUUAUCUUGAAGUUGUUCUCCAUUGAUCACCUUGUUGUUGAGUAUGGACUAUUUUAGUUUCUCUGUAGGUUAAACCAUUUUAACAUGUACCUUAAAUUCCCCAAGGGGAAUUGUGAAUGAGAUGUAAAGACUCUGGAUUCUGUUUAUUGUUCUGAAGGAUAUUUAUUUUUCAGGCAAUUAAUUUGGUUGAUCUCAAAUUUGAAAAUCUCCCCUGCAUCUUGCAGCAACUGAAAUUCUGAUCAGUUCUUUUAGGUCUAUUUGGACUCUUCUGUAUCCACUUCAAACAUAUGUUGUUCAAGGAAUUGCUCGAUUUUUAUGUAAAAUUAGAGAUUUCCUCCUCUGGAUCUCUCUUUUACAGGCAUUCUCCUACUUGCUGUUGUAAUUGCCCCAAAUCAUUCAUCUUGCUUUUCAAGCUAAUAAGUCUGUAUGCUGCUGAGUUUUAACUGUCCUGCUCACUACCAAUUGAGCAAAUAAAAAGCCAUAAAACCAGGAAAGUCCUUCAAUAGUAUAGUCCCUUAUUUUGUUUAUUACACUGUAGAUUCUAAGUGUUUUGUCAGUCUCUAGUGCCUUCAUGUUUUUGUUUGUUUUGUUUAAUUUUUACAAAUGUUCAAAGUUAAUAGUGUUGACCUGUAGGGUAUGAGUACUCUUUUGUUAGAAUAAAUACCUCCAUUAUUUAUGGAGGAAACAGAAUCUCAGUUUUGCUUCUCUGGAUAUUCUAAGCUGAAAGUUCAAUUUCUGAAUUUUAGUGUGUGUGUGUUUUUGUUUGUUUGUUUGUUUUACAAACUGCCAGAUUUUGUUCAAAGUGGUUAUACCAUUUCUGCAUGCCUACAUAUUUCAGGAAGGGAACAGUGAUGGUGUGGAAUAGGUGGUUAAUGCAAAGAUAUUAAGCAUAGAUGUAUUUUUCAGUGUAUUUGGUUGAAACUGUAGAGGAUUGGAGAACUCAGAGUCCAACUGUGUGACAGGCACAGUACAAUGAUAUUGAUUGUAGUGCUCAGAAGAAAAGAACUUUCUUACCCAAAAACUUCUUCUCUGUCUGGUACUUCCUUUCCCAAUCCCUCCACAGAUCCAAAAAUCCAUUGUUUCACCUCUCUUCCUCUGAAUCUCUUAACUGACCCUACAUCCAUGGUCAAUAUAUUGGGACUCUCUUAUGAAGCAUUAGAUUUGCAGCCAAGAAGAAUCAGUGGGGAAAGCAGGUCUUGUCAAGAUACCUAGAAACUUAGGCAAGCACAAUACCUGAAUUUACACUUCUCUUACCAUAAAUACUUUCUCACCAGAGCUGAGUAUAUUGGUAUGUUGCAUAUUCCAGAUCAUUGCAUUCUGAGUUACAGGGAAAAAGAAAUAUUUCUCAGAGCUCUGUAUUUCCCUGCCUUCAUUAUAUCUUCUGCUUGGAAAGGAAUCUAAUGAAAUAUCUAUUUGGCCCAUGGAUUUUUAAUACUUUCCCAUUUGAGAAAACCUUAGAGUAAAGCAAGAGCUGACAGAGUUGAAGUGUAUUGAUGGGGACAGAUAAAAAAUCAAUCCAAGAAAGCCAUAGGAAUAAGACAGAAGUGAAAGAUUGAUUAGUAUUUGUCAAAAAGUGGAAACAACCUAAGAGUCUAUCAAUGG
This is a messenger RNA of Nyctereutes procyonoides (raccoon dog), 3930 nucleotides long. Its product is annotated as E3 ubiquitin-protein ligase TRIM34-like. Bases 279 to 1742 code for a protein of 487 amino acids. The record is from RefSeq and is a predicted model, not a curated record. The transcript has 8 exons. NCBI's taxonomy places the organism in Eukaryota, Metazoa, Chordata, Mammalia, Carnivora, Canidae. Gene Ontology annotation, molecular function: protein binding; zinc ion binding.